Messenger RNA from Coregonus clupeaformis (lake whitefish), 7024 nucleotides. Its product is annotated as transcription initiation factor TFIID subunit 1-like. NCBI's taxonomy places the organism in Eukaryota, Metazoa, Chordata, Actinopteri, Salmoniformes, Salmonidae. The record is from RefSeq and is a predicted model, not a curated record. Gene Ontology annotation, cellular component: transcription factor TFIID complex. Gene Ontology annotation, biological process: transcription by RNA polymerase II; DNA-templated transcription initiation; RNA polymerase II preinitiation complex assembly. The transcript has 41 exons. Bases 298 to 6336 code for a protein of 2012 amino acids. Gene Ontology annotation, molecular function: RNA polymerase II general transcription initiation factor binding; TBP-class protein binding; RNA polymerase II general transcription initiation factor activity.
AACAAUCUCACCAGUGUUGGUUGGUGUUGUCUGCAUUGACUACAUUUAAAAACAAAUGAAACCAUUACAUUUUCUUUCGAAAUAACGGUUCUGUGAAUUACUUUAGACUACGUGCAAGUGUUCUCACCAUUUUCCCGCGUGUUGAUAAUGGCGUAGUGAAAGGACAUCGCAUAGGGUGUUAUGGCUAACGUUAGCUUGCUACGCUAGCUGCAGUUUGGGUCCGAGGAUAUUAUCAAGCUGCCCUCAACCCGAGGCCAACUGGUCUUCCUAACUGAGUAAAGUAAAAGUAGCGCAAGGAUGUCGGACUCAGACAGUGAUGAAGACCAAGACCGCCCCUUCUCUCUCACUGGCUUCCUCUUCGGGAACAUUAAUGAAGAUGGUCAGCUGGAGGGAGACAGCGUGCUGGACACUGAAUCCAAAAAGCACCUGGCUGGCCUGGGCUCCCUGGGACUGGGCAACCUCAUCACAGAGAUCACUGCUAGUGAGGAAGAUGAUCCUGACGAGGACAGAGACACAGGUGGCACAGACGCAGAGGGCUGGGUGAAGAACGAUGCAGAUGCAGUUGAUUAUUCUGACAUCAACGAGGUGGCUGAAGAUGAGACUAAGAAGUAUCGUCAGGCCAUGGGCAGCCUGCAGCCUACCAGGAGGACAGAUGAUGAGGAUGACUAUGAUGCAGAUUGUGAGGAUAUUGAUGCCAAGCUUAUGCCCCCUCCACCUCCUCCAAGUCUCCCCACGCCUGGUGGCAAGAAAGACGACUCCUCUCCCACGGCUGCAAGUGUCGGGGAUGAAGGAGACGGGAUCAUCUUGCCCUCCAUCAUCGCUCCUUCCUCUCUGGUAGACAAAGUGGACUUCAGCAGUUCCUCAGACUCUGAGUCGGAGACAGACCGGCCCUCUACAGGCCCUGGGUCUGGGGGUCCUCCAGCCUGCCUCAGCCUGCCCCUGGCUGGCAUCAUGCAGAAGGAUGCUGCCAAAGCCCUGCCUGGCGUCACACAGCUCUUCCCAGAGUUCAGGCCUGGAAGGGUGCUGCGGUUCCUUCGACUGUUUGGCCCUGGGAAGAACAUGCCGUCGGUGUGGCGGAGCGCACGGAGGAAGAGGAAGAGGAAGCACCGCGACCCUCAGCCAGGGACACCCCCACCAGAGGGCGCUGAGCCCAUGGAGCAGCAGGGACCAGAGAAGAAGUCUGGCUGGGAUUAUGAGUACGCCCCACCUCCACCCCCAGAACAGUGCCUGUCUGACGACGAGAUCACCAUGAUGGCCCCAAUAGAGUCCAAGUUCUCCCAGACCUCUGGAGACGGGGACAAGGUGGCAGAGUCCAGGCCCAAGGUGGCAGAGUGGCGCUACGGUCCGGCCCAGCUCUGGUACGACAUGAUGGGGGUCCCUGACGAUGGCAGUGGCUUCUACUACGGCUUCAAACUGAAGGAGAAGGAGGACGAUGAGCAGGAGAAACGGGAGAGGCCAGAACCACCACCACCUUUACAACUUCCCAAAGAGGAGGGCAGUGGUGACGAAAAGGACGAACAGGCCCUGGAGAACGAGCUCUUUCUGAUGGUCACCCAGCUUCAGUGGGAGGACGACAUCAUCUGGAAUGGAGAGGAUGUGAAACACAAGGGCACUAAGACCCAGCGGGCCAGUCUGGCAGGGUGGCUGCCUUCCAGCAUGACCCGUAACGCCAAUGCCUACAACGCACAGCAGGGUAUUCAUGAUGUCUAUCUACACUCUACAGGUCUGAGUAGGAGUAACUCUCAGCUGGUGCCCCCCACUCCUCCACCCAUGCCCAAAGCCCCCUCCAUCGGCUCUGGCUCCAAGAGGGACAAACACCACCACGACCAUCAUGCCUCUCAUGAAGACGAUGCCCCUUGGUUCUCCAUCUUCCCCAUUGACAAUGAGGAACUGGUGUAUGGGCGCUGGGAGGACAACAUCAUCUGGGAUGACCAGGCCAUGGAUCGGAUGCUCUCACCCCCUGUCCUCACCCUAGACCCCAACGAUGAGAACAUAAUUUUAGAAAUCCCAGAUGAGAAGGAGUCUGAGCAUAUGUCCCACUCCCCGUCUAAGGAGAACAAGAAGGAGUCAGCACUGAAGAAGAGUCGCAUCCUGUUGGGGAAGACUGGGGUCAUAAAGGAUGAGCCUCAACAGAACAUGUCCCAGCCUGAGGUGAAGGACCCAUGGAACCUGUCCAAUGAUGAGUUCUAUUACCCUAAGCAGCAAGGCCUGAGGGGCACCUUCGGUGGCAACAUCAUUCAGCACUCCAUCCCUGCAGUGGAGCUGAGGCAGCCGUUCUUCCCUACUCACAUGGGACCCAUGAAGCUGCGUGGGUUCCACCGGCCCUCUCUGAAGAAGUACUCAUUCGGGACAUUGUCCCAGCCAGGACCCCAUGCAGCACAGCCCCUACUCAAACAGAUCAAGAAGAAGGCCAAGAUGCGAGAGCAGGAGCGCCAGGCUUCCGGUGGAGGUGACAUGUUCUUCAUGCGGACAGCUCAGGAUCUGACGGGGAAAGACGGAGACCUGAUUCUGGCAGAGUACAGCGAGGAAUACCCUCCGCUCAUCAUGCAAGUUGGCAUGGCAACCAAGAUCAAGAACUACUACAAGAGAAAACCAGGGAAGGACCCUGGAGCUCCAGACUGUAAGUACGGAGAGACGGUGUACUGCCACACCUCACCUUUCCUGGGCUCCCUGCACCCCGGACAGCUGCUGCCGGCUUUUGAGAACAACCUUUUCCGUGCCCCCAUCUACCUCCACAAGAUGCCAGAGACAGAUUUCCUGGUGCUGCGUACACGGCAGGGCUACUUCAUUAGAGAGCUGGUGGACAUCUUUGUGGUCGGCCAGCAGUGUCCCCUCUAUGAGGUCCCUGGACCCAACUCCAAACGAGCCAACACCCAUAUCAGAGACUUCCUGCAGGUGUUUAUCUAUCGGUUGUUCUGGAAGAGUAAAGAUCGUCCUAGGAGAAUCCGCAUGGAGGACAUAAAGAAAGCUUUCCCCUCACAUUCAGAAAGCAGCAUCCGCAAACGCCUCAAACUCUGUGCUGACUUUAAGCGUACAGACAGGCGCCAGGAAAGAGAGAGGUCAGCAUAUUAUGGCUAUGGAGUUUACUGUGGAGGGAUGGACUCUAACUGGUGGGUGCUGAAGCCUGACUUCAGGCUGCCUACUGAGGAGGAGAUCAGGGCCAUGGUGUCUCCAGAGCAGUGCUGUGCCUACUACAGCAUGCUGGUGGCAGAGCAGAGACUGAAGGAUGCUGGAUAUGGUGAAAAGUCCUUCUUCGCCCCAGAGGAAGAAAAUGAGGAAGACUUCCAGAUGAAGAUUGAUGAUGAGGUCCGCACAGCCCCUUGGAACACGACGCGAGCCUUCAUCGCUGCCAUGAAGGGGAAGUGUCUGCUGGAGGUCAUGGGGGUGGCCGACCCCACAGGCUGUGGUGAGGGAUUCUCUUACGUCAAAGUGCCCAACAAGCCCACUCAACAAAAGGCCCAGGACGACCGGGAGCCACAACCCGCUAAGAAGACUGUGACAGGGACAGACGCUGAUCUGAGAAGACUAUCACUAAAAAACGCCAAGCAGCUGCUGCGCAAGUUUGGUGUUCCAGAGGAAGAGAUAAAGAAGCUGUCUCGUUGGGAGGUGAUUGAUGUGGUGAGGACCAUGUCCACAGAGCAGGCGCGCUCUGGCGAGGGGCCCAUGAGCAAGUUUGCCCGCGGGUCCCGCUUCUCUGUAGCCGAACACCAGGAACGCUACAAGGAGGAGUGCCAGAGGAUAUUUGACCUGCAGAACAAAGUAUUGGAUUCUACCGAGGUCCUGUCCACAGAUACAGACAGCAGCUCAGCAGAAGACAGUGACUUUGAGGAGAUGGGGAAGAACAUUGAAAACAUGCUGCAGAACAAGAAAACCAGCUCCCAGCUGUCCAGAGAGAGGGAGGAGCAGGAGAGGAAGGAGCUGCAGAGGAUGCUGAUGGGAGAGGAGAGCGACCGCGACCACAAGGGACGCAAAGCACGCAAGGGCUUCUCCAGUGCCUUGUCCUCGGGCUCCCAUAAAGAUGACGACACCUCCUCAGUCACCAGCCUGAACUCGUCCGCUACGGGACGGCGGCUCAAAAUCUACCGCACCUUCAGGGACGAGGACGGCAAGGAGUAUGUCCGCUGUGAGACAGUCCGCAAACCCUCCGUCAUAGACGCCUACACCAGGAUCAGAACCACCAAGGAUGAUGAGUUCAUAAGAAAGUUUGCUGUGUUUGACGAGCAACACAGAGAGGAGAUGAGGAAGGAGCGGAGAAGGAUCCAGGAACAGCUGAGGAGGCUGAAGAGGAACCAGGAGAAGGACAGGUUCAAGGGCCCCCCGGAGAAGAAGCCGAAGAAGGUCAAGGAGAGGCCAGACCUCAAGCUGAAGUGCGGAGCAUGCGGUGCCAUCGGGCACAUGCGAACCAACAAGUUCUGCCCGCUAUACUAUCAGACCAACGCCCCGCCCUCCAACCCGGUUGCCAUGACAGAGGAGCAGGAGGAGGAGCUGGAGAAGACUGUCAUCCACAACGACAACGAGGAACUCAUCAAGGUGGAGGGAACCAAGAUCGUCCUGGGCAAGCAGCUUAUCGAGAGUGCUGAUGAGGUGCGUAGGAAAUCCCUGGUGCUGAAGUUCCCCAAACAGCAUCUUCCCCUCAAGAAGAAGAGACGUGUGGGGACCACUGUACACUGUGACUACCUCAAUAGGCCCCACAAAUCCAUCCACCGCCGACGUACUGACCCCAUGGUCACCCUUUCCUCAGUCCUGGAGAGCGUCAUCAACGACAUGCGGGAUCACCCUAAUACAUACCCCUUCCACACACCGGUCAAUGCCAAGGUGGUGAAGGACUACUAUAAGGUCAUCCCUCGUCCCAUGGAUCUACAGACGCUACGGGAGAAUGUGCGCAAGCGUGUGUACCCCUCCCGGGAGGAGUUCAGAGAGAACGUGGAGCUCAUCGUCAAGAACAGCGCCACAUACAAUGGUGCCAAGCAUCCAAUAACCCAGGUGGCGCAGACUAUGCUGGACCUUUGUGAUGAGAAACUGAAAGAGAAGGAAGACCGGCUGGUGAGACUGGAGAAAGCCAUCAAUCCCCUGCUGGACGAUGACGACCAGGUGGCCUUCUCCUUCAUCUUGGACAACAUCGUCACUCAGAAGAUGAUGGCCGUGCCUGACUCUUGGCCGUUCCACCAUCCAGUCAACAAGAAGUUUGUUCCAGAUUACUACAAAGUGAUAGUCCAACCCAUGGACCUGGAGAAUGUCCGCAAGAACAUAUCCAAACACAAGUACCAGAACCGGGAUGUGUUCCUGUUUGACGUCAGCCUGGUCCACACCAACAGUGUCAAGUACAACGGUCCAGACAGUCCUUACACCAAGACGGCCCUGGAGAUAGUCAACGUGUGCAAGCAGACCCUGGCAGAGUAUGAUGAGCACUUGACCCAGCUGGAGAAGGACAUCUCCACAGCUAAAGAGGCUGCUCUGGAUGCAGCAGACCUGGAUAGCCUGGACCCCAUGACUCCUGGAACCUACACACCACAGCCUGCCAAUGUGUUUGACAGCAGUGCCUCUGUGAGCCUGCACAGAGAGACCAGACUGUUCUCUGAGGUUAAGGCAUCUCUAAUGGCUGUUCCAGAGAAGAGGGGGUUAGGGAAGGGUCGUCAUAGAAGACUAGGAGAGGAGGAGUCGGACGUGGACAUCGAGGGCUUCGAGGAGGAGUAUGACGGCAAGCCCAAGACACCAACUCCUGCUGAGGAUGGUGAGGGAGACCUGGAGUAUGAGGAGGAUGAAGAGGAGAUGCUGUUGCCGCCGCCCCGCAGACGACUGCAGGGCCACGAGGAUGAUGAUUAUGAUGAGGAUGAAGGCUCCAGUCGGCCAACCCAGGCCAGUGUGCUGUACCAGGACCUGCUCAUGUCAGACGGAGAGGAUGACGCCAGCGAAGAGGAGGGAGACAACCCGUUCUCCUCGAUCCACCUGUCGGAGAGUGGCAGUGACUCAGACAGAGAGGUGGAGGUGCGUCCCCCGCCCCCUCCCAGACCCCACCAAGAGACGGCCCGCAUGGGCCUGGAGCAGGACGACAGCAUGAUGUCAUACGGGGAAGAGGUGCCGGAUGAGACCCACCUGGAGGACAGUAAUGUCAGUUAUGGGAGCUAUGAGGAGCCGGAGGGUCAGACCCAGACCCAGACCUCCAGCAUGGGCAAUGGAGAGGGAUAUGGCAUGAGUGAGGAAGAGGAGGAAGAUGAGGAAGAGGCAGCUCGGAGGAGAGGUCCCAGUGUGCUGUCCCAGGUGCAGCUGAGUGAGGAUGAGGACAGCGAAGAGUUCAGGUCCAUUGGGGGUGACAGUGACAUGGACUCAGACAACUAGAGAAGUGUUCCACCGCACACACACACACUUAAAGACGCAAAUGCGCUCUACAAUCAUUAUAACAGACAGAUCCACAUCCAUACAUGUGAGCUCAGGCUCACUGAAUGAAUACACCUUAAACUUGCAGGCUGAAUUACAUGCAUGUACUGUCAUAACUUUAUCUCAUGUCAGUCAAUCCCCCAAUGAUAGUUCAGACUGUUUGCUGUCCAGUCAUUACCACACCUAUGAAGUCUCUAUGAUAAACUCCUCUGUGAGCUCAAUAUUGUACAAAAUGUUCAAUCAAACUGAAGUGAGCUUGUUUAUCUAUAAUGGCAGGAUUAAAUUGGAGUUGAUGCUUUAAAUCAAUGUUUUCUACUGGUUAUGCUCUUUUCAGUGUACCGACACAUGUAUAUAUUUUUUUACAAUUAUGUACCUUGAAUAAAGUUGUAUUUUAUGGUUGUGCAGAACUUUGGCCAAAAUGUAGAUAUUUGAAUAGUCAGCUUUGACAAUUGUUUGUUUUCAGUGCCAGGUCUCAUCUCAACCUUUUGUCUUGAGACACUGGGUUAAGUGAUCGAAAAAUACUGUUAUUCCCCAUUAAAGUUUAUGAUUGCAUCCUGGAUUUUCAGGCAUUUUAGAUGUUUCCAGCACUGUUAUUAGGAAACUCUCAAACUUCCAAGGAGAUCCUAAAUAAAAACCAGAUAUGAUGCCA